This is a messenger RNA of Cuscuta europaea, 1100 nucleotides long. The record is from the annotation of a GenBank genome assembly. Lineage: Eukaryota; Viridiplantae; Streptophyta; Magnoliopsida; Solanales; Convolvulaceae.
CAAUAAUGUGGGCAAAAAUUCUCAAUAGCUGGGACGCAUAUGAAUUAUGAAAAAUGAGGCCUAAAGGCAUGUAUAUAUAUGGGGUAUAUGAUGGGUGAUUGGUACUCCAGCUAAGCUAUCUUCUUUUUCAAAAUGAAGCAGCACUUCAUUGAACUCUCUCUUCUUCUUCUCCUGGCUCUUUCUUCACUUACCUCCGGGACAGAGACUUCUCCUGAUUACUUCUUCAUCAUUUUCCAAUGGCCAGCUGCCACAUGUGACAGCAAAGCAGGUGGUUGUUGCCUCCCCAAGAAAGGGAAGCCUGUCUUGAACGAUUUCAUCAUUUCUGAGUUCCAACCUUUUUAUGCUAAGGAUGGGGUGACACCUACAAAUUGCACUACUAAAUCAAAAUUCGAGCCAUCUAAGAUUGCAGAUUUGGUUCCAAGUUUGGAAAAGAAUUGGCCAUCCCUGAGCUGCCCAAGCAGGGACAGUAAGAAGCUAUGGAAAGAAGAAUGGCUCGAGUAUGGAACCUGUUCUGAAUCUGUUCUAAAUCAGCAUGAUUAUUUCGCCGCCGCCCUUAAAGCCCAAAAGCAAAUUAAUCUCCUCAAAAUUUUUGCCGACGCAGGAAUAAAGCCAAAUGGAACAUACUAUCCGGCGGAGGCGAUAAACAAAGCGGUGAAGAAAGCGGGGUUAAAUGAGGUGGUCGUACAGUGCCGAAAUGACGAGAACGGGGUGAACGCGGUUCUGGACAAGGUGACGGCGUGUGCGACCACAAAGGGAAGCAAGAAACCCUGCCCCGGCAUGUUCUGGAUCUGUGAUAGUACCAAUGGAAACGCCGUCAAGUUCCUUCCACCCUCAACCUCCCUCUAAUUUCAAGGAAGCUUUUUAUUUCUGUGUUUUUUCUUUUGUGUGGGCAAUGCAAACAAGAGGAGUCAAAUAAAAAAGAAGCAUGCCCCAUUCAUGUAUUGUGAAAUGCCCUUCCAAAAUAAAGUUCUGUUUUGACUUUCACAUGUUUGAAUGUCGAAAGAAAGAUCAAUAUCUGGCCUAAAUUAUCUUGUGUUGGUGUUUUUAUUGAUUUUCUUGAGAAACAGUCUCUAUUCUUUUAAAAUGAAUGUGCUAAUUCG